AUGGAGCGGAUAGAAGAGGCAGGAACUAAAGACGUGGAUGGCGCAAAGUAUAGGCACAUAUACGGCCAAACUUCGAAGAGAGAACUAUAUUAUAAAAAUAUUAGAGUGACAAAUAAUGGCUGGGAUUCCAACCUACUUAAAUGCAAUUCUAAGUUUAUCUCAGUGAUUUGGAAUUCUCCAGGAGGAGGCAGUGGUGCAUUUGCUAUUUUACGUGCGGAUGAAGUCGGUAGGACACCCGACCAUGUCUCUCUAUUUAGAGGGCACAAGGGCCAGGUAUUAGACACUGAUUUCGACCCGUUUAAUGAUUUUAAAAUCGCAUCUGCUUCUGAUGAUGGAAAAAUUGGUAUUUGGAACAUCCCAAUGAAUUAUUCCAUGAGAACUUAUCGUGAUAGUGAAAACAAACCAAUGGAUAUACGACCUUCUAAAAUAUUAAGUGGUCAUACUCGCAAAGUGGGGCAUGUUUUAUUUCAUCCACGGAUAAGAAAUGUUUUAGCAUCCUCAUCUUUAGAUUUUACGGUGAAAAUAUGGAAUAUUAAAAAGGGGAAAGUAAUAGGUACAUUACAACAUUCUGAUAUGGUAACGGCAAUGGCAUUCGACCCAGAUGGCGCCUAUUUAGCUACUAUAACUCGUAAUAAAAAAUUAACAAUAUGGGAUAUUGCAAGCAAGCAAAUUGUCAGUCAAACGAAGUCCCAUCAGGGACCUAAAAAUCAAAGAGUAGUUUGGUUAGGAUACUCAAGGAUAAUAGCCACCACAGGAUUUUCUAAGUCUAUGGAUCGUGAAAUUGGAAUAUGGGACGCACUAGACUUGAAAGAGGGAACGAUUAAUAAAUUUUAUAAGAUUGAUCAGUCGUCUGGUAUAUUGAUGCCAUUUUAUGAUCUCACGAAUAGGAUACUUUAUGUCGUGGGUAAAGGUGAUGGGAAUAUAAGAUGUUUUGAAUUGAAAGAUAGAAAAUUACAACAGUUAUCAGAGUUCCAUUCGAGAGAACCACAGAGAGGAUUUGCAUUACUCCCACAUAGUUGCUGUGACGUUAAAAAGAGUGAGAUAACAAGAUGUUUGAAAACAGUUGAUGAUCAACGUAUAAUUCCAAUAUCGUUCCAUGUACCAAUGAGAUCGGAGGGUCUCCUUGAUGAUGAACCAGAAGAUGUAACCUCUUCAGUGCCGAUGCUUAUAGACGAAGAAGCUAGUUCUACAGAGGAAGAGAAUGAUGAUGAAGAGGACCUCAAUGAAAUUUCUGUAGAAGAGAGUUCCGAGUGUCAGUAUGUUCAGGAUACGUCAAAUGCAAAUGAAGCUAGUCGGAAAAAUUCAGUAACAAGCCUUUUCUCCAUACUUUCCAACCCUAGCACCAGCCAAACGCGUGAUGGCCCCAAUACACAACCAAAGAAGAAGAACCGCACUAAAAGAAGUCGAAAGAAAUCCGAAACUUCGAGAUAUACACAAACCGAACCAGAGCAAACACUUACACUAUUAGAACCUGACCCAAAGCAAAUUAUAAUAAAUCUUGAUGGUCUAUUAUCCUCAGAGCAUGAAAACGUCAAAGCCGUAAAAUCCAUCAACAUCGGGGAAAAGAGCACUGCUGUUGAUGAAGAAAUUGAUGAAAUGACAGAUUCAAGUGAGACUGAAAUAUUGAUAUCCAUUAAGGUCAAGAAGCAUGGCAAAACAGAUCGUUCAAGAAUUCAAAUUGAGAAGCUAACAUCUCUGAUCAAGAAUUUGCAGAAGGGCGUGGACAAUCUGUCACGCACCAGCAGCAAAGAGGACCAUCGUCUUCUACAGCUAGAGCACAAACUGGACACUUUUAUAAACAAAUAG
This is a messenger RNA of Naumovozyma castellii, 1806 nucleotides long. RefSeq lists its product as uncharacterized. NCBI's taxonomy places the organism in Eukaryota, Fungi, Ascomycota, Saccharomycetes, Saccharomycetales, Saccharomycetaceae. The coding region runs from base 1 to 1806 and encodes 601 amino acids. The transcript has a single exon. The record is from RefSeq and is a predicted model, not a curated record.